Messenger RNA from Oncorhynchus kisutch (coho salmon), 1838 nucleotides. RefSeq names its product histidine triad nucleotide-binding protein 3. The record is from RefSeq and is a predicted model, not a curated record. The coding region runs from base 58 to 558 and encodes 166 amino acids. NCBI's taxonomy places the organism in Eukaryota, Metazoa, Chordata, Actinopteri, Salmoniformes, Salmonidae. Gene Ontology annotation, molecular function: catalytic activity. The transcript has 5 exons.
AGAAAUAGGCGGGGUUUAAGCCUUUGUGGCUGUGGUAACUAGUGACGACCAAUAAAUAUGGCAACCAACGAAGGUUCUGAACCUGCAAAUGUAUGUAUUUCUAAAAUAAACGUAGGUCAAGGCGAAGGAUACGACAAGAAAUGCAUAUUCUGCAAGGUUGUCAACAAUGAGAUGGGCACGGAGAUUCUUCAUGUUGACGAGGAGGUCUCUUGCUUCAGGGACAUCAAGCCUGGAGCUCCCCAUCAUUACCUGGUUGUGCCCACGAGACAUGUUGGAAACUGUAAAUCACUCAGUAAAGAGCAUGUGUCAUUAGUAGAGAAGAUGGUGGAGAUAGGGAUGGAGAUCCUUCAGAAGAACAAUGUCUUAGACCUCAGCGACGUUAGGUUUGGCUUCCACUGGCCCCCAUUCUGUUCUGUCUCUCACCUGCACCUACAUGUGUUGGCACCUGCCAGUCAGAUGGGCUUCAUGUCCCGCCUCUUCUACAGACCCAACUCCUAUUGGUUUGUCACUGCUGACCAGUUGAUUCAGCAGCUGAACUCUAAGGGAGAGACCAACUGAGGAGUGGGUUGCAGUCUGGGCUGGUCCAGUGAGAAACGGGGUUACCUUACUAGUAGUGAAGUGAGCAGGUCAGGUCUGGUCUCCCUCCGUGGUUCUCUAUGUGAGUGUACUGUACUCCCCAGCAGGUUAGUGAGACUAGUGAUGAUGGUUCAACUCAACUGAGGUUUUUAAUUCUAGUAUCAAGCUGAACAGCCAAAUCAGAAAUUAAGCCAAAUGUGUUUUCCUUACUUGCUAUUUUAAAUACUUUUUUGAAAAUGACCAAUAGUUACUCUUUAUUUUUUACCACAGAAUAUGAAAUAGUAAUGUCUGGAAUGAUUUUGGGGUCAAUUUCUGUUGGUAUAGAAAGAUAUCAAAAGUGAUACGUUUGUGUUUAGGCUCUAGUAUUAAUGUAAAGAACGAUUAGUAACGUAAAGGCAUUCCUAAGUGAUCAUAACCAGGAGACCUGAGAAUGGGAUGUAUUGGGACUGUGAAACCUACAGUAAGUCUCAUCGCAGGACACCUUUGAUAAAGAUGUCUUGUGCAUUGUGCCACUGGCUGGCAUCCCAAAUGGCACCUUUUCCUAUAGGGCUCAAAAGGAGUGUAAUGAAUAGGGAACCAUUUGCGAUGCAGUCACUGUCAACAGUAUCCCGUAUUAUGAGGUAUAAUAACUGAAAGCGGAGAAAUAUCAUGAGAAGUAUGAGCUCUUUUAGGCCUCAGUCAAGUGAGAGUCAGAAAAGCAACUGUUUUGCAUGAAUGGUAUUCAAUCAUAUAUGAUCAAAGAGUAAAAUGGAAGUGUACACUGGGGUGUGAAGGUUUAAAAUAUUCACUGAAUAAUACCUACAUUACUAAUUCAUCAAGAUGCAUAAUAGGAGCUCAAUCAUCCAUAAACAAUUGUUUCUUGGGUCACAUUCUGUUAACACAAUACUCUGCAUUAAUUGUAUUAUUUUAUUAUGAAUGUUGGAGAGUGAUUCUUAAUUUUGUUAUGCACUACAGCCCAAUGGAACACUCAACAAAGUAAUGUAUGUUUAGUGUAUGCUGCUGCAUGAAAUUAAGAGCGUCAUGUGUUUAUUGGUUGACGUGUCGCUGUAAAAUAAUAAUGGUGGUUCAUGGUUAAAUAAAUGAUGCAUUGCUGCCUCCACAAGUGUAUCAGAUUUCCUUCCUGGUCUCUUAUUAAUGGGAAACAUCAUUCAGUAACACUUACUGUAAAGUAUGCAGUAUGACUUAAUAUGACUCUUUCUAAUGCCUUAUUAAAAAGUAUUAUGUUAUGCAGGCUUUAAAUAAAGUGUUACCUGUCAUUCUAA